Molecule: messenger RNA, 8153 nt
Organism: Lutzomyia longipalpis
Lineage: Eukaryota; Metazoa; Arthropoda; Insecta; Diptera; Psychodidae
Product: ral GTPase-activating protein subunit beta
Exons: 16
Coding region: 148-5010 (1620 amino acids)
Biological process (GO): regulation of small GTPase mediated signal transduction; activation of GTPase activity
Molecular function (GO): GTPase activator activity
Source: RefSeq, a predicted model, not a curated record
GCUACGUGGUUCGUUGCAGAGAGCCUCCACUGUACAUGAAGUUGCGAAUCAGCUGUUUUCACUUUUUUGAGAUUUGUUUUUCUUUGGGAAAAAAGAUGUUUUUUGGGCUCUAGGCGCCCCAAAAGUGUCCAAAAGUGUUGAGAAAGCAUGCCCAAUACGAAAAUGUACACGGAAUGGGCAUCACUGUCGCCCGUGAUUGCUUCCAAUAGCUGCAGUGCCCAGAAUUGUGUUCUCAACAAAUUCCAGGGGAAUGCGGGAAAGGACGUCGCGGUGGCUGUUGUGAAGCAGCUGGCCAGCAAUCUGGGUAUCUCACAGCCAGCUGAACCGAGUAAUCUCAUUACGGAUCAAGAGGUCCUCUGGUGCAUGGAUGUCAUCUGCUACGGGCUGUCCUUGCCCCUGAAUGAGCAUGAAACCAUCAAGGAUUGUGUUAAUGUGUACUGUGAGUGGAUGACGGCACUCAACCCGGUGCCACGUAUUAGUGUUCCCAAGCCAAUUGUUGAGGAUCCCAACACCUACGCCCGGAAGAUCAUCAAUCACUUCCAUAAUCUCUUUGUCCCCCGACCGGGAGAAGACUGGGCUUUCCUCUAUCAGGAACAUUUAGGUGCUGAUACGAUAAAUCGUCAGGCUGUUCUGUGUCAUCGUGUCCUGAGGACUCUUCAGAAUGCAGCAGUUUCCCAAAUCCUCACGCGAGAAACUUGGGAAUCCCUCCUGCUCUUCCUCCUUGCAAUCAAUGAGGUCCUCCUGGCUCCACCAACCAUCAAGGAUGACGUUGGGGAUCAGCUGUGUGAACGUGUUCUCAGUGUUUUGUUCGAAGUGUGGCUCCUUGCAUGCGUCCGGAGCUACCCAUCGCCGUCACUGUGGAAGACACUCCAGGAAUCCUGCCAGAUGUGGCGCCACAGAAUUGCCCUUGUUGAGCAAUGGAAUCGCGUCAAUCUCGCCCUCACUGCCAGGCUCAUUGACUUCACCUACGGAUCAGCAUUUCCGGAAUUCAAGAUCUUGGACGAAGAUGCUCAACUUAUUCCAUCGGGAAUGUCCAAUGAUUGCAUUGCCCAGACGUGGUAUCGCUUCCUGCGUGUAAUUGGCAAUCCAACAGCUCUCUGCCAACCGCAGACAAUCAGCAACACGCCGCGUUUUAUGCAGCACGUCCUCACAAUGUCGGAAUCCAUUGAACCACAUCAGCAUCCUUGCCUGCUCAUCCUCCCGCAAAUCUUCCUCAAAGCCAUCAAGGGGAUCUCCAGCCUCGUUGAUGCCUUCCUCGGGAUUUUGCAAAAUGCCACGGGAGAGGAUUCAGCAAAUGCUCCGGGAACUUCUGGCACAGACACAGCAUCCAAUGCACCAUCUUCUGGCGCCCCAUCGCGUCUCUCAGGUGGCGAUUUAAGAUUCUCAAUGGUUACGGGACGUGUAGAUGUAGCGUCUGUGGCUGGUGGUGUAUCCUCCUCCUCAGUCACCGCGACUUCCUCUUCCUCAAUGGCGUUUCCGGCACCCGCAGAAGUGCCGCAUUCGCCAACGCCGCCGCUACAGAGGCGCCUGGCCAAGUCUUUCAGUGUAGCGCCCUCCAGUGGUCUGCCAAAGGGUAUUACAAAAGGAUCAUUAAUUGGAUUGACCAGCAGCAGAAUUUCCAGCAGCCAACCGGCCGCCAGUCCCAUUUCCACUCAACCACCCACAUCAAUUUUCACAUCUAUGCUGUCCCUGACCCACGAAAAUCGCGCUGUUAUGGCAUCUGCACGACCCAAAUGCAAUAGUAUUCUCCAUUUGUUCGGUGAGUGGCUCUUCGAUGCUGCUCACAUCGGUACGGAGGCAUGGAUUCAAAAUUGCAAGAAGCAAGCCUCUGAGGCAUCCCGUCGUCCUUCGUCGAUGAUCAUGGACAGCAGAAAGGGGAGUUUGUCGCUUUCGCAGCCGACAUCACUCAAUGAUAACGUGGAGAUGCCACCGGGAUUGAUGAUUGAUAAAUUCGAAUCAGGACGUGCUGAGGCCAUUGGGGCGCUUUGUAGGAUUUUCUGUGCUAAGAAGACUGGCGAAGAAAUCCUCCCGGUCUACUUGGCACGCUUCUAUAUGGCCCUGCAGCAGGGUCUUCGCAUAUGCGAGACGAAGGAGUGCGAGGAGACAUUGGCGAGUAUUUUGUACAAUUCAUCAGAUCUCUUCAGACUCGAUCUCGAUGGGAUUCAGGUACUCCUGCCGUCCUUUAUUGCUGCCCUUGAGCUUGUCCUGCCGGAGAAGGAGCUCAAAAUGAAGAAUCAAACUGUCGUGAUUAAUCGUACUGAACUGAGAAGGGCUGCAAUUCAUAUUUUAAUUUCAAUCAUUGCGCUUCCGUUGCAUUUUCAAACUCUACCCAUUCGGGAUAUUACUGGAGGACCCAUGGACAAGAUGAUAACUUUUGCCCAAUUGAAACCACGUUUGAUCAACAUUCUCAUGAAUGCCCUUCAAGUGGAGACCGAUCCUCAAAACACUCACAUGCUCCUUGGAGGAUUAUUGCUCAGUGUUCAAGAUUCUGUGACAUUUGAGGAGACAGAACAUACCGGAGAAAUGGUUCAACUUUCCCCACCUGCAAGUGAUAUGAAUCUCCUUAGUUCAGCUUGUUCCGAAAAAAGUGCUUGUUCAAUUGCUAGCGCUAGUUCGAGUUUGGGUGGAAACAGUACGGCCACAAUGGGAAAUGAGUUUCCCAGUUUGAGUAUUUCGGACGAUUUUCCAGCUGAAUUCCUGCAAGAUCUCGAAAUGUCGUCAGUCUAUGACAGUGCUCAUGCUCUUUUCGUCCGAGCUACGUAUUUGGUGUGUCAUCAAUUGAUAUCUUCAUGGAAAACUGACUUGAAUGUCUCCUUGGCUGCUCUGGAACUGCUUUCGGGUUUAGCGAGAAUGCACAUUAAGGAUUCAGCUAAAAAAUUUAGUGAUGCUCUGGAGUGCAAACGUGCUGUAAAGUGGAUUUGUGACUACAUAUGCUACCAGUGCUCCCGUCCAACACCUUCGCAUACAAAAGAUCUCCACAGCACAAUUGUUGCUGCCUUUCAGUGCAUUUCGGCGUGGUUGAUGCAACAUCCGUAUCUUCUGCGUGACAAGGAUUGCCUAACAACUGUCCUGGAGGUUGUGGAGUUGGGCAUUUCGGGGACAAAGAGUGUUGGUAAACCGGGAGAGCCGAUUAAAUUGAAGGAUGAGAAGGAAUUGAAACCCGUCUCAAUGCGUGUUCGUGAUGCAGCUGAAUGCCUUCUCACGGUUAUUCUCGAGCAAGUGGGCUACUUCCCGAGUGAAUGUGGUGCUCAAUCGCUGUCGUCACUCCUCGAUGAGGAGACCCUGAUGAAGUAUUGCAAUUCCUACCCGAAUUCCGGGCCAAUGAAUCACGAGGCAGCUGUGCAGAAAUUCCGAUACUUUGUCACGGAGAAUUCAACAAUUUUGGCCCUACUGGAGGAGCCACUGGGGAAUGAUCAAGAUCCCCAACCAACCAUUACAUUGAUUAUCCGGGGACCUUUUGGGAGACACACGUGGACAAUGCAGCUGAGGCAUUUACCACGAAGUAAAUCAGGAACAAAAUACCAUCAUGCCCCCAAUCCGGGACGUCCUGUACCGAUGAAUGAUACCCCAAUGAGGCAGGAAGUUGAGCAGAAAUACUUCCCAGAUGGUGUAGAGAAGAUCCCUCCGUGCGUUGCAGACUACUCCAUUCCCACACUCGAUGAAAUUAUCCAGAAAAUUGGGGAUGAAUCAACAAAGUGUUUGUUCCAACUAUUGGAAAAUCAAAUGGUUUACGAGAAGAUUGCCUGGGCAGAGACGGAUAACUCGCUGGAUAGUUUGGGGCAUGCACAGGAGGCAAUACCACCACCGGUGUGUCAUGAAUUUCAAGCAGCAAGGCUCUUUCUAUCGCAUUUUGGCUUCCUUUCCAUUGGGGAGAAUGCCAAGAAGGAGUCCGGAGCACCCCUUUUGUCCGUUUUGGAUGCAAAGAAGAUGGGUUUUGCGGCGGAAAUUCAAAAUCUCGAUCGUGUUAGCUCACGCACGUACGAUACGGUUUAUGUGUUCUAUGUACGAGCAGGGCAGACGACACCCAUUGAAAUUGUUGAUAAUAUGUGCGGGGAGAAUGUUCAGGUGCUCGAUCCGCAUUUCUGGAGUAUGCUCCUGAGUCUUGGAUGGCGUGUUAAUGUCGAUGAGCAUGCUGGAUGGACGGGUUUCACGAGCACGAGUUGGCAGAUAAACCAACCACCCCAAACAACGACUGAUGGGGACUUCUCCACUCAAGCAUCCGGAAGUGAUGAGAUGAACUUCAAUGGAGACAAGAAGGUCCUCUAUUGGGCUGAUGUGAACGGUGAGAUUGCUUUUGUUGCACCAAAUCACACAAAUAGAUUCGAUAUGGAUGGUGCAAGUGAUGGUGGAUCCAUGCCAACUUCCUCUGCCAUUGAUGGGGGUCAAUUUGUCUAUGAGAGGAGUGUGAGUGAGUGCCCACCCCUGGAAGUGGCUGCUGCAGCCAGCAUUACAAAACCCAUGCCACUGGGUCAGAAGCCACGUACCCUGUCGCUUGAUAUCGAUCGCAAUCACCAGCGUGUUGAACCCGUAGCACCAACACGGCGACGUGGUGGGGCCUCGAAAACCUCCUCAGCUGGUCAGGCAAGCAGCAAAAUCUUCCUUGUUUGGCUGGAAAGCUUUGAGGAUCAUCUCACAUUCCCCAUGGAGGAUUUACUGCCGUACUGUCGAUCCGGGGAGGAAUAUCUCCAGCAAACAGCCACACGCGCAGCUGAUUGUCACAUAAUCUACCUCCAGGCACUCUCAUCGGGGCUGCUGAGGGUUAAACUUCAAGGCCCCGCGGGGAGGAUGAACUUUGCAACGCCACUCGUUGACGGGAUGGUGGUAAGUCGGCGAGUUGUGGGGAAUCUCGUGCGUCAGACUGCCUACAACAUGGCCAGGAGGCGAAGACUCGACAAUGACGGGUACCAACCACCGCAUGUCCGUCGAAGGCUCAAAGUGCAGGAGAUCGUGCAGAAAUACAAAGUGGAUCUCAGUGAACCCGAAUUGCUGGCGUAUCUCUUUAAAUCCUAACACGUGUUUUACCCGAAGUAAUUCUGCGAGAAAGUUAAACUUCCACAAGGAGGAGGAAUCAAGAACAAUCACAUAGAGAGAUAAAUAAUAUUUUAAAAUUUAUUUUUCGUUUAUUUCCAUUGCUCGAUAAUUGAUAGAUUUUUAUUUCUUAAGAAAUUGAAAUUAAAAGGAGGUUAUUCAUGUAUAUAUGGGUGUUGCACUGGUUCGAGGGAACGACUUUGAUCCGAAUUUUCUUUUAGGGAAAGAAAAGGUGAAAAUCACUAAUCAUACAGACUUAAGAUUUCGUAAGUAAGACUUGGAUUUUCUUAAGAUUUCUUAAAUUUUCUAAAUAGGAACUUAUGAUGUUACCUCCCAGGCUUAAUUAGUAAAAAUUCAUAUUUUUUUCGCCAAUUUUUUUCGGACAUCGAAAUUUGUAAAAAUCAUCGAAAAAUAUGCAUUUCACCUGAUUCAGUCUGUUUUAAGAAAUCCCAUAUUUCACUUAAGAAAACUGAAGAAUUAUUAAGAAAACUUAAGUCUUUCUUGAGAAAUCUUAAGUCUGUCUGAGUAGUGAAUUUCAUCAAAAGAAUCAUGAGAAUUAUAGCCUAAUUUGACAAAGAUUUCAAUGAAAAUGAAAGAAAUACGCGGUCAUUGCCCUUUUCACCACCUUAAAUGUUUCAAAACAUUCGUGCUAAUGUUGCGCAGCGAGAAAUUCAUUGAUGAAACAUUGUCGGGAAUGCUUUGAAACAUUUAAAGGGACAAAAUGGGCAAUGAUGGCGCAUAUUUUUUGUUUUUGGGUCUUUGCUGACUUUUAAUUUAAUCCCAGCAAAAAAAAAGAUUUUCUUGUUAAUUUGUUUAUUAUUCUUUGUUUCUCUAAAAGAUAAUGCGAGUUAGAAUUAUUUCUUCGUAUCAGGACAACCUCCCAUAUAUGCUUGAAUAGCUUCUUUUGGGGUAGAUUCUGUUAAAAAUCUUUUUUUUUCGUACAAUUCGUCAAUUAUUAGAUUUUUUGUGAUCUAUUAAAAAUCUUAUGAUAUUUUUCGGUUUGUUUUUUAAUCAUGAUUUUAAGGGGCGUCUCUUGGGAAAACUGUUAGAAUUUAUCCAUUUUUAAUGUUGUCAUUUUCUUGGGGUUUUUCUUAAACCUGGUUUUCAGAUGUUGGUUACAUUUGAUGCCUAAUUAUUGAAGUGUAAGAAAAUCACUUUUCGCCAUCUUAAGUGCGACGCCAUCUUGUGAUUUUCCGACUUUUCCACAGAACUGCUCUAAAACACAAAGGUAGGUUUUCCUCAGGAUCUACUGGAUGGAUUUUGAUGGGGUAAAAAGCAAAUGAAAGAGGAAAUACUAAUGCAGAUUUUGAUGUACCAGAAUUUUGAAAUUCCGUUCUGGGACUGAGAAAAGUGAAAAAAUGUGACUUUUGUUCAGAUUUUUUUUACGUUUUCCACUUUUCUCAGCCCCAGGAUGGAAAUUCAAAAUUCUGGUACAUCAAAAUCUGCACGGGUAUGUCCUCUUUCAUUUGCUUUUUACCCCAUCAAAAUUCAUCCAGUAGAUCCUGAGAAAAACCUACCUUUGUGUUUUGAAGAAAAUCUCAAGAUGGCGUCGCAUCUAAGAUGGCGGAAAAAGAUUUUCUUAUUCUUCAAUAAUAAGUCUUCAAAUGUGACCAACAUUUGAAAAUCAAGUUUAAGAAAAACCUUAAGAAAAAUAAAAACAUUGAAUUUCAUCAGCUCUCAAAAGAGACCCCCCUUAAAAAAUGAUUUUUAGGGCCCCCUAAAGGUCCUUCUAACUGUUUCAUUAAAAAAAUUAAUACUUUGUUUUCCUCUUUAUUUAACGAUAAAUAGUCUUAUUUAAAACAUCAAAAUGUUAAAAUCUUUCGUGAAACAUUUUAUUUUCCCAAAUUUUAAUAAAAAAAAUUAUUAUUUUUUCAAAGUUUGAAAUGCAUUAAAUUCACUCAGAAGAGACGAAAAGUGACGUUUUUACUGAGAAAUAUUCUCUAAGAGUAUCCAUAAAAUAAAUAUUUCAAUAUUUUCAUGAUUCAUGCAGACGCAAAAGGGUUAAAAAAAACUUUUAAUUUAUAAGAAGAGAAAUAAAAGAAAAGAUUUUUAACAGAAUCAUCCCGUUUGUCUAGUUUAGAGUUAAAUUCUUUAAAAGAUUUAUUAAUGUUUCUAAAGUAUUCUUGAAAAAAUGAUUUUACUUUAAAUUUUAUAAAGAGAUGGGAGAAUAAUAUUUUUUAUGUAAAGAGCUUUACCGGAUUUGUUCUAGAAAUUCCAUAAAGAGUGUGAAGAUUGUUGUGUGGCCUAGAUUGUUCCUUAAACCGCAUUAAACCAUCCUUUUACUCUAUUUAUGCCAAAUAAUUGCUAAAUCUGUUUGGAAAUGUGGAAAAACCUAAUUUUUCUUAUAAUUUCCGCUUUUUUAUAUUUUUUUUCGUUAUUUUUUUUUAAUUACCAUUUGAUCAUCUUUAGAAAUAAAAUGUUUUUUUUCUGCUGCACAUUCCGUAGGGAAUUUCUGGAAGAAAAUGUAUAAAGCCCUUUGUCAAAAAAAUUUUUUUUUGUUUAAAAUAAAUCGUUCUAAGAAUAUAAAACAUUCUCAAGGUUCUUAAGUAUAUUGGAUUAAGAAGAAUUAAAAGAAUAAUGAAAUCGAAUAGUUUAAAGUUGUUCCAUUUUAAUGAUCUUUUAAAUGCAAAAAGCAAUACUUUUUAUUGCACAAGAUUAAACUAUUGAAAAAUUCUAACAUAAUUUUCGGAACAACUUUGUAAUCUUUAGUCACAAAAUGUAUUUAAGAAAAUAAAAAAAACUGAGAAGAAUAUCAAAUCGAUCUCUUAAAUGGCAAUUCUUAAAAGAAGAAAGAAAGAAAAAACAUUCAUAGUAUUCAUUCAGUGUGCAGAGAUGUUUACAGCGCCGGAGGUGAAAAGGCAAAGAUGAAUUCUUUACGUGUUUGCAAGUGAGAUGAUCCGCAAGAAAAAAAGGGGGAGAGACCCAUAAAAAGGCAUUAGGAUGUGAAGAAGUUCUAAAAACUUUUAAAUGUCUUUUCGUUUCUCUCUGACACAAUUCAUCUCGCGCAAUGGUUUGAGCUUUUUCAUCUUCGACGGUGUAUUUUAUUAAAUUUUAGACCAAGUAUUAUGAAUAUUAUUUAUAAAUCCAAGAAAUGGGAAACCAAUAAAAUAUUUAAUCAACAUAAA